AUGUCGUACUCCGACAUGCAGGAUCUCCACCGACUGGUUGAUGACGUGAUCGCAAAGAGCGAGGAUGCCAAUCUGUUGAACUUCCAGGAGUCUGCUUUUCAUUUUCUGGCGCUGAAGGAAAACAAGCUGAACCAUCCUGGAAUUUACCGUGACAAGAACAAAAGGGAGCUCUACAUGAAAAUCACUCCAGAGUUGAUGCAAAACUUCCUUAUCGCCCAGAAAUCCGACUGGGCUAAUCCGCAAAUUGCUCGAGGAAUCGCUUCUAUGGUCGACGACUUUGAGGAAAGUGGCUUGACGCAAGCACGUUCUGCAAUGCGUGCUUCGUUGAUUGCCCCUUCCUCGAAAAAAUCACCUAACAGCUCUCCGAAUACAAGCGACGCUCCGUCCUCCCCAGCCUCUUCGUCCGAUAAUGGUGCGACUGUGAUCAAUCCAUCUGCCGCGCUGAAAAAAUUCUCCAACCCUGGCUCCAAGUCCUCAUCCCAUGUCUCAAAUCCUGUUCUCGACUACGAAGACCAGAUCGCGGAUUAUAAUUCUGAACAGGACCUUGAAUUAGACGAUGCUGAUCUUCACAUCGAGGAAUUGGCCGAGCAGGUUCAAAAGCGGAUGAAAAUCAAAAGCUGGCUUUUCUCACUUGCCCGUCUGUACAAGAAUCAUAAGGAUGGAGGUAUCCGUUUCCAGGAGUUGAACGAUCAGUGCUAUAAAGUUUACGGGAUCGCCACUUUCGACGAGCUUGUUCAAAAUCUCGGAUAUCGGAAUGGAGAAGACGCGAUGCUGCACAUUGGCCAUCCCCAGCUCAAGAUCUGUAAACAUAAAACGACGGGCAAGGGCGUCACGAAAGAUGGCGAAUGGGUCAUCAUGGAGGAAGAAAAGUACCCCGGCAAAAAUUUGGACGUCGACACUCUCCCAGAAGAAGAGCUGCUCUCAGACCUUGGCAAGAACGAUCGUCUCGAGAUUUGCUGGACAUCCUCUCGAUUCAGGAAGCCGGAUAACUGGACUCCGAACCUCGCCAAAAAGAAAGCGACCCUUCCUGGAGUGGCGAUGUCUAUGAAGAUCAACCUCUUUUGGACUCCCUUCGCCAUGAACUUUCGGAAUUCUACGGACCGAACGGUUCACAAGAUCCUUCUGAGUAAGAAUGGAAGCUACUACCGACUGCAGCCUGGAUGUUUGAGGAUGGGACUUCCAAUUGUCGUCUGGAACAAGAACUACAACGAAUGGUGCCGUGCACACUGCGUCACCCCGACUGCCAACGACAAGGACCUUACCAUUUGCUACACCGAUUACGGCGAAAGCGAUCAAGUGAAGGUCCACGACUGCUUUUUCCUCCAUGAAUCUUUCACGAAGUAUCCCGAGCUGUCAAGAACCUGCAAGUUAUAUGGAGAAAAGCAGAAUUACUUUUCCCAGACUCAGCUAAAGGAAAAGACCUCCUGGGAAUUCUUCCAUUGCAAGAAUGAUGGAGCGACUCAAGCUACUUUCGACGGCGACAAGAAAGCCCUUACAUUCUCACAAUUCAAAAUCAACUUCAGCUUUGUUGAAAUGGGCGACAAAGAUGCCAUCGCCUUCGUCAUUCCUUACCAUCCGGUCCUCAAAAGUCAGUGGGACUCUCGGAAUUUCCUCACUCUACAAGAGGAAAUGAUCCAUAAGAAGCUAAUCAAGGCCAAUGUUGUCCAGCUUCAGCUAGCGAUUCGUGGAAAUCUCCAGGACAGUGUUUCAAAUCUUCCUGGUACCAAACCUCCGACGCGAAGACAACGAGGAACACGACCAAAGAUCACUGGACCUAAUAUGACGGCUCCUAGAGCAAAUCAGGCGACAGUCAGAGCCGAAGGAGAGCCGAUUACGUCUAAAAAUGGGGUCUCAAAUUUCACUCCAGCCACAUCUGCUAAAGAAAAAACCGGCGCCGACCCUUUGGCGCAAUCGACCAUCCCACUCGACAGCGUCAAAGAUGCUGAAGAGCUCCCAAUUAUGGGCUUCGACGAAAACGUUCCCAGAGCGCGUAACCCAAAAAUGAACUGGACCGCUGCUCAACGGGAACGGUCAAAGACUGCCGGACCAGCUGAAGCGCUGACUAGAGGAACUCUUCAACCUCCAAGCCAGAACGCACCGGCUAACAUCAAACAUCCAGCACAACGACUGGCUGAGUCGACUAACGGGUCCUUCCCCAACCCAUUUAUGUUCGACUAA
Molecule: messenger RNA, 2178 nt
Organism: Oikopleura dioica
Lineage: Eukaryota; Metazoa; Chordata; Appendicularia; Copelata; Oikopleuridae
Source: the annotation of a GenBank genome assembly